AUGCAAUGGAAUGAUUAUCGGCUAAUAUGGGAUCCGAAAAAAUGGAAUAAUAUUCGAAAACUUCAUGUUCCAUCUGAUCAGAUAUGGAUUCCGGAUAUUAUAUUGUAUAACAACGCAGAUGGUGAACCACAUAUAACAAUUACAAGUGAUGCCUUAGUUUACUAUACCGGCGCUAUAGUUUGGAAACCUCCAAGCAUUUAUAAAUCAUUCUGUCCCAUUGAUAUCGAAUAUUUUCCAUAUGAUAAGCAAUCAUGUUCAAUGAAAUUUGGUGGUUGGUCUUAUAAUGGUUUUCAAAUUGAUGUUCGUCAAUUACCGAUUAAUCCGACGGAUAAUAUCGAAACACUGUACGAUGAAAAUGGAAAGGAAUAUCAAUUUCUGGAACAAGGAAUGGACUUGUCGUCGUAUUAUCCAAGUCGUGAAUGGGACUUGAUAAGUUUAACAAGUCGUCGAUAUGAACGCUUAUAUCCUGGUUGUUGUGGACAAGAAUUCUACAUUGAUAUUACCUUCAAUUUAUCAAUUCGUCGUAAAACACUUUUUUACACUGUCAACUUAGUUAUUCCAUGCAUGCUAAUAGCAAUUUUGACAACGUUCGUUUUCUAUAUUCCGGGUAUUGAACAUAAAGUAUCAUUUUCGAUAGCAGUAUUAGUUACUUUAACUGUAUUUUAUUUGGUUCUUAUUGAUCUCAUUCCGCCAACAUCAAUGGUUAUACCAUUAAUUGGAAAAUAUCUAUUAUUUACAAUGUUUCUUGUUUCGGCAUCAAUUUUCUUAUCCGUAGUUACUGUUAGCUACUAUCGUCGUGCUGGUACCACUCAUCCAAUGUCAAAAUGGAUGCGUCAUGUAUUUUUGAAAACAUUACCCAAGUAUUUAUUCAUUAAGCCACCGGAAGAUGAUGGUUCCGAGGAAAGCAGCAAUAAAUCAUCGGGUCAAUCAGAUUUACUGUCAAGUUUAACAUCUCGUCGAACAAGUCCGUGUUUCCUAUCGAUUACCAAUCUAGCUGAUGGUCAAAUGCGAUUGUCUCGAUUGGCACAACUUCGUGGAAUGCAUCCGGAUUUAAUUCGUCGUAUGAUCGAUAAUGUAUCUUUUAUUGCUGAUCAUUUUCGAGCCAUGAAAAAAGAUAAUCAGGUAUCAGAAGAUUGGAGCUACAUAUCAAUGGUACUGGAUCGAUUGAUGCUGAUGAUUUUCAGUGUAAUCAACGUACUUGGCACUUUGAUUAUUCUUCUUCAAUCACCUGUACUUUAUGAUAGUCGACCACCGAUGACCAUCAAUCCAGCUAGUAAACCAUUGAGCGGCGAUACACUUGAAUUAUUCGCUAACAAUUCAUAUGUACAAUAA
Molecule: messenger RNA, 1332 nt
Organism: Cercopithifilaria johnstoni
Lineage: Eukaryota; Metazoa; Nematoda; Chromadorea; Rhabditida; Onchocercidae
Source: the annotation of a GenBank genome assembly